Messenger RNA from Coprinopsis cinerea okayama7#130, 481 nucleotides. Its product is annotated as small nucleolar ribonucleoprotein SNU13. Gene Ontology annotation, cellular component: box C/D methylation guide snoRNP complex; small-subunit processome; precatalytic spliceosome. The record is from RefSeq and is a predicted model, not a curated record. Lineage: Eukaryota; Fungi; Basidiomycota; Agaricomycetes; Agaricales; Psathyrellaceae. Gene Ontology annotation, molecular function: RNA binding. The coding region runs from base 27 to 407 and encodes 126 amino acids. The transcript is spliced from 4 exons. Gene Ontology annotation, biological process: mRNA splicing, via spliceosome; ribosome biogenesis; maturation of SSU-rRNA.
CUCCUAUAGAAUCUUUUUAAUACACUAUGUCUGCCGAACACGGAAAAGCCUGGCCUCUGUCCGACGCUAAUCUGACUAACCAGAUUCUCGAGCUCGUCCAACAAGCCGGCCAAUACAAGCAGCUGAAAAAGGGAGCUAACGAGGCUACCAAAACCCUCAAUCGAGGUAUCGCCGAGUUCAUCGUGUUGACCGCGGAUACGGAACCUCUGGAGAUUUUGCUCCAUCUCCCUUUGCUGUGCGAAGAAAAGAACGUUCCCUACGUUUUCGUGCCCUCCAAGGCCGCCCUUGGACGUGCCUGCAACGUCUCCCGUCCUGUCAUCGCCGCCAGCGUCACCACUGGCGAAUCCCGCGAAUUGAACAGCCAGAUCACGACCGUCAAGAACGCCAUUGAAAAACUCAUCGUCUAAUUGCGACAUGUUGUAUGUUACAACUCCUUGACAAUGCCAUUGUACAUCAUUUUGGGGUUCUUUGCAGCCAAGGA